Molecule: messenger RNA, 2991 nt
Organism: Neodiprion virginianus
Lineage: Eukaryota; Metazoa; Arthropoda; Insecta; Hymenoptera; Diprionidae
Product: cyclin-dependent kinase 4-like
Exons: 5
Coding region: 147-1496 (449 amino acids)
Biological process (GO): regulation of gene expression; signal transduction; G1/S transition of mitotic cell cycle
Cellular component (GO): cytoplasm; nucleus; cyclin-dependent protein kinase holoenzyme complex
Molecular function (GO): ATP binding; cyclin binding; cyclin-dependent protein serine/threonine kinase activity
Source: RefSeq, a predicted model, not a curated record
CAGCAAUUCACUCGUAAUUUGCACUGUGACGAAUCGCGUUCAUCGCUAUUUGUUAACGCUGACAAGCCAAGAGCCAACCACCGCACUCGCUACUCAACUGCCUCGAGUGAGCCGAGCAUGCCGGGUAGAACCGAGGGGAUGUCGUGAUGGCAGAGAGGUCCCGGCGGCCGAGCUCCGAGCUCGGAUCAGACCCGGCUUCAUCACCGCCGCCAGCCAAGAAGCCCAGGACGACCUCCGGGGACUACGGAGAGUCCGGUGAAUCCUCGGUGGAACCCAAAUCACUCGGGGAACCGGGAACAACAACCCCGCCGCCGGUCACUUCGAGCGUCGGCAGCGAGCACACCGAGCCUCGAGGAGCCGAUCAGGCGGGAGGCCAGCCAGACGAACGGCCCUCGGCUCCGUCCCCAGUUCCCGGCCCUUCGGGCAUAACGGAGGCGGAGGAAGACGUGGUCGUCGUUCCUCUGCCACCCUUGUCUCUCUUGCCUAAAUCGGGCAGCGGGGAGACGAGCGCCGGGCAGCUGGAGCCCGGCAUCGCCGGAGCUUUCACGGUGCAGGCAUCGCUGAUGGGAGAGCUAACCCACUACCAGGAAUUGUCCCUUAUCGGGAACGGGGCCUACGGGACCGUCUACAAGGCGAAGGACCCCGCGAGCGGGCAGGUUGUCGCUCUGAAAAAGGUCCGCGUCCCGAUCACCGACGAUGGCCUACCGACCUCGACGCUGCGGGAAAUUGCCGCCCUCAAGCAGCUCGACCAAUUCGAGCACCCGCACAUCGUAAAACUUUUGGAUGUCUGUCAGGGCAGAUAUUUGGACCUGCCGACAGAGGACGAGCGAUCGGAAACGGUGAACCGAGGCUUAACGUUGUGGCUCGUAUUCGAACACGUCGAACGAGAUCUCGCCUCGUUCAUGGCAUCCUGCCCUCCGCCUGGUAUUCCGGGUAACAAGAUCAAGCAAAUGUCCAGGGAAAUACUCCUCGGCGUCGACUUCCUUCAUAGUCACAGGAUCGUUCAUCGUGACCUCAAGCCUCAGAAUUUGCUCGUCACGAGUCAAGGGAGAAUCAAAAUAGCUGACUUUGGUCUGGCCAAGAUUUAUGACUUCGAAAUGCGGCUCACUUCCGUGGUCGUAACGCUGUGGUAUCGGUCGCCGGAAGUACUUUUGGGAUGCGCGUACGCGACUCCGGUGGACAUUUGGUCAGUUGGGUGCAUCCUGGCCGAACUCAGCAGGCUUGAACCACUUUUUCCAGGAACGAGCGAAGGCGAUCAGCUAGACAGAAUAUUUCAAGUGAUUGGCACGCCGUCGCAGCAAGAAUGGCCGGAGGACGUCUCUUUGGGUUGGACAGCGUUUCCGCACCGACAGCCUGUUCCUCUCAGAUCUGUAAUUCCGGAUCUACCCGAUCCUGGUUUGGACUUGAUACAAAAAAUUCUCAAGUUCGACCAGCGUAGUCGUUUGACUGCCGCACAAGCGCUCAAUCAUCGAUACUUCACGGCAGAGAGUUCUUGAUGAUACGCGGUAAAAGGCUCGGUCAUUCCCUUCGCCGAAAUUGGCCAAGAUGUGAACGGGUUCUUUACACCGGGGGUAAAGAUUGUUUGGAUCGACAACGGCAUCUCUGUGGGCGGCAAAAAAAAUAUUCUAUUUGAGGUAUUGAAAUUUUUCUUGGGUCGACAAAAUAUUUUUUUCCGGCAACAAACGUUUAGCUGCCUCGAGUGAUACAUUUUCUUCGUUGCGGCAAAGUAACUAUCGUUGAUCCAAAUAAUCCUUCCUCACCGUGUAACUAUAGCUUAACUCUCAUAGCAUAGAACAAUAGCCUCAUAAGAAAGUUAUUAUCAUUCCAAGGGCACGGAAGCAUAGAGAAAUUAUUACGGACACCAUAAUAUACAAAUAGUAGUAUCAGUGAAAUGUAGAUUCUAUUAUCGAAUAUCAAGUAUCCAGGUUGAAACGGGUCUUGACCAGGGAUUCGCAAUUUUACGCGUCGUAGAACGCUCAAUUUUUAUCUCCGAAAUUUCAUUUGACAUGAUAGACAUGUUGGUUAGUAUUGUUUACUGUUUAGAGUAGCUUGUGAAGAAAUUUGGAGGCUCGAGUAGGUUUGUACUUUUCGAUCCUUGUGUUUUUUCCUUUCCCAUUGAAUUCUUUUCGGUUUUGCUACCGUCUUCUUAAUUUAGAAAAUAUACGUGUAAUACGCGAGUAUUUAAGAGAAACUGCGCUGAAGAGAAAAACGUUAUAGAUACCACUUAAAUAUUUGUUCAUCGCGGCUGGCGCUUGGUAAUGCGUUGAAAGAAACACUUGUUUGUAGUGUAGAACCCGUUUUAAGGUUGGCGCCUCGAGUUUGUCGUCUCAUGCGACGAAUCCUGGAAAGAUCCAAUUUGCACCCGAUUUGCGCCUAUAAAUCUACGGAAAGAGCUGAAAGAAGAGACGAACAAAGAGCGCGCAACGCUUUAUUCGCCUGGUCGCGUCCGCAAAGUACAAUUCGUAAAAUAUUCCUCAUGUUAAACUUAAUAACCUUAAGUAAGAUAUCUAUCUAGGUGUAGUAUACUAUAUAUACACACACAUUAUUUUGAGACUGGAGUCGUUACUGACUCGUUAGGACUAUAUCAGAGAUACCUGCGGGGAUCAUCCGUUAUACAAAAAGUACUGCCAUAAACGUUAAGAAUUAACGCUAAUUGUAAGUUAGAGAUUACUUAAGAUAAUUACGAGGUAACAACUGAACUUUGUGCUUUAUUGUAUGAUACACUUCACAAAUUACUUCAUACAUUCUUCUUCACGCACAUUAUAUAAACUGCGUACACAUACAUAGGUAUAAUAUGUCAUAUGAUUUAAUUGCGCAUAUUGUUAGGUAUAAACGUUGCUUCGGUAUAACGGAAUGUUGACAUUGGAUGAUUGUCGCAACUUUCUGCAUAAGAAGCACAAAUCAUAAGUCGAGCAUUGUCAGCAUAAACAAUAGAUAUGCUAGAAUACAGAAUCAAUAAAUAGACUUUAUACUUUUGUAUUUGAUACGGCU